GUCAUCCCCUUCCUCGAUUUCUCGAGUCUGCCUCAGCUAUCUACGUGCCCGUCGGUCUGGAGCAUGUACCAUACAUACUUACGUACAAGGAUACAGGCAGACGUUCGAGACACGUUCCACCGCUCGGGCUUCAGCGUGGCGCUCUGCGACGAGUUGCGAUGAGCGAUCCCAGCCAACCAAAUAGCCAAGCCGGCUCGAAUAUACAACCGUUGAUAGAGACCCCCGCGCUCGUAUCCCAUGGCUCCUCUACUUCUACGGCCGCGGCCGUGGCGCCGUUUGGAAACAGCGUUGCUCGAAUUAACGUCUCAUGUAUUGUCUCGCCAGAAUCCAACCAGUAUAUUGUCGGCCGUGCUGAUAAGGACGCACGCCACCCCCCGUCGGGAUAUCCGAGUCCCGUCCCUGCCUCUAGUCGCGGCGCAAAGCGUCCUCGGGUGGAACGUGAAGACGACGGGGGAGAAUGCCAAUCUAAGCGCCAGCAGUGUUCCCCCGCGACGCCACCUACUGGUCCUUUCCAGGUCCUCAAGCCUACCAAACCUGGUGGUGUAGGCGACCAUCACCUAAUCUCUAACACGUUUGCCUGCCACGACGCCGCCCUAAGCCAGUUAGCAAGAUAUCAACACCCGUAUAGGCCGGCUUACCUACAACAAAUGGCCCCUCAACAGACUCCAAAGCCAGGUGGUGGGUCCCAGUAUCAGGCCACUCGGCAUCUAGAAGUCGGCUCCGCGGCGGGAUCGGACAUAACCCGCGAUCCUCCCCUUGCCAAUGACCGCUUUCUCGUCCCAGCCACGACUGCCUCCGCUCGUAGGACAGCUUAUGCUGCCCGGAGCUCAAGCCACGGCGAUCUAACUGACACACCAACGGAGCCACGCGAACAUACCCCACUGAGCGGUACAAGACUACGGGCGGAGAAGCGUGGCAAUGAGUGUGCAGGAGCCACGGCUGUGCUGGAUAGGCUGCCUGGCGACGCUAUUACUGACUGGAAAGAUGAAUAUCCAGUCGACGGCUUGAUGGAAGAGGAGAUGGCAUGCCUUCUUGAUACGGCCCUGAAUAGUGUUUGGGAAGCACAGGUCCCGCCUUCCAGUGUCACUAAAGACUGGGACCGUGACUCGAGAUCGGCCACCGAAUACGAUGCAACUCUGCAGCACUCAUCACCACCGAUUUGCUCGGAAAAGCCGAAGGCGACGCAGGGGGGUCUACAAGGAGUAGGGAGAGUAGAGGAGCCUGGCGAUGUUGAAGACGACCUGCUUGAUGAGGGCGUUGACUGGAAUGCAGUGUAUGCCGCGGUAAGUACGAUACCGGACAAUGCAUCGGCUGUCAACUGCCGGGAUGCGCCGCGGUCGUCGUCCGUGGAUCAAAUUUCGCCCGUACAUAAUUCUGGCGAGGUCCGUCCCGGCGUGGGGGAUGAGACGCGCUUGAGACCGUUCGUCCGGCCACCAUUCCCCGAGAAGGUUCGUGAUGGUUCUGCGAUCUUAGGUUUGUCCUCGAAUACGGUCCUCAGGACCUGUUUCCGGGUAGGGGAGAUGAUCAACCAGUCUGUAAGAUGUUUAACUCGCCAACACGAUGCCGUGUUCGAACUGUUCGCGAGGGUAACAUAUUCGAACCGCGAGAACCUAGAGAGGAGGCAGCACUUCCAAUUCGUCGACCUAUUUAAGGACCAACGGCCAUACCCCGCAGGAAUCCUUACGGGGUGGAGGGUCGGUGGCCGACUCGACCGUCAGAGCGCAGCCUUCCUACCUGUAAAAGCCGAACCUAGGAUCUGCCGUUGCUUAUGCAGGCCAAAGAGAGACCCCAAGGCAGCAACAGGGCUGAUUCUCACGAUCAUAAGUAUCCGGGAAGCCGACUGGACGCAGAUUCGAUGGGCUAAGAAGCUAGUGUGCGGGGACCCGGACGGGACCGCGAUGGCUUCUCAGGAUAUCCGAUCUGGGGAAUUGAAAGCCCGGGAUACAUGACGUAUUGGCAGCAGGAGAGGAAGCACAAGGAAGCAACCUGUAGUACUGAGGUCUCACAGAACGGACAUAUAUCUGACAGAUGACUAGUAGAUUGGGCGCACCAAAACCUGCAGGCAGAAGCUGACGGGCAUGCUGAUAGCGCUCGAAAUGAAAAGCAGGGAAAGCCAGACAAUGGGCUGUGUGGCUCACACAACCUCCCUGCCUACCUGCGGACCACGUAGUACGUGCUUUUGUCGGUGAGCCAAUGGGCUCGAAGGUGCCUUGGUGUGGUACAUAGAUAGACAGAUCGGUAGGCUGGACGGGAUGCUUAAGCACCGGGCUUAUUGCACGGCAAGCGAGACGGGAAGAGUCUGGCCAACUGGCCAAGGGGCGUCUUGUCAGAAGUGGUUGUUUGGGCAUCCUACGCUGGCAUCAACUGCCCAUUGUUGCCAGGCAGCUUGAAGCUUCGAGGUUCGACUUCUCCUACGGGAACAAACGAUGGGGCGAUAGGAAGACGGGGGUAGGGGGCUUGUCCAUGCCGGGGGCUUUCAGGGG
Durotheca rogersii is the source of this 2483-nucleotide messenger RNA. RefSeq lists its product as uncharacterized. The transcript has a single exon. The record is from RefSeq and is a predicted model, not a curated record. Lineage: Eukaryota; Fungi; Ascomycota; Sordariomycetes; Xylariales; Xylariaceae. Bases 159 to 1949 code for a protein of 596 amino acids.